AGAUAAUGUGCAGCUGUGGAAAAUUACUAAGAGUUAAGUGUUUUGAAAAUGCUAUAUAAACCGUUGGUUUUGAGUGCUCGGGGUCCUUGUUGAGACCCGCUGCGUCGGGCUAACUUGGACCCCAGCUAGCUGGUUCCUGAAUAAAUUCCUCUUGCUUGUUGCAUCAAGAGACGCCUUUCGUGAGUGAUUUGGGGUGGCGUCCUCCUCUGGGAGAAUCCAACAUUUGGGGGCUCGUCCGGGAUAUGCGCUCACCCCGCUUCACUCCCGAAGUCGCUCUUGGAGGAAGAGGUAAGAUUAGUGGCGCCUUGGGUUGUCUGUAUUCUGUUUUCUGUUUUUCAGUGAGACCGGUCAGAAUUCUGAAAGGGUACCCGUUGUCUGGCAGCUGUCUCGAUCCCGUAAAAGGGUCGAGACUGCGGUCGGUAGACGUACUAGGAGCACCACAGGCUGCAACCCUGGGGGACGCCUCGGGGAGGUUGGAGGGCCAGGGACGCCUGGUAGCCUCCCGUCUGUUUUUCUGGCAAAGUGAACCUGAUGAGAUAGGAUUGAUUUUUGGGCGCCGAGAGUAUCAACCCUCUGAUUCCUUUCGGUUUCUGUUUGAGACUCUGAGGAGAACUGAACGCGGCCGCUGUGUGUCUAAUUUGUGUGUGUCUUUGUUUUUUGUGUCUUUUACGUGUCUAAUUAUUGUUAUACUGACAAUGGGACAGGCAGUGACGACCCCCUUAGCCUGACGUUAACCACCCGCCCUUUUCAGAAGAACCGCAGAAACUAACUGGUCUGGUAGAGUCCCUGAUGUUUUCCCACCAGCCCACCUGGGAUGACUGUCAGCAGCUUUUGCAGGUGCUCUUCACCACGGAAGAGAGAGAGAGGAUUCUCCUGGAAGCACGAAGGAAUGUGCCUGGAACCGAUGGGCGACCUUCGCAACUCCCUCAUGACAUAGAGAGGGGGUUCCCGUUGACUAGACCCAACUGGGACUUUAAUUCUCCAGAAGAGUAGCCAACCGCUGUUUGCUUUUGAGUGGAAGGACCUCUCCACAGGAACUACUGGACAAUUGACCUGGACUCGCUUGCCACAAGGAUUCAAGAAUUCACCUAUGUUGAUGACUUGCUGAUAGCCGCCCCUACACAAGAAGUCUGCCAAGAGGCCACUGAAGCCCUUUUGACUGAACUUGCUAAGCUGGGGUAUAGAGUAUCUGCCAAAAAGGCACAGAUCUGCCAACAACAAGUGACUUAUUUAGGGUAUUCCCUGAGAGAAGGGAAAAGGUGGCUUACUGAAGCCCGGAAGCAGACUGUGACGCAGAUCCCGGUCCCUACUACUCCGCGCCAAGUCCGCGAAUUUCUGGGAACAGCAGGGUUCUGUAGAUUAUGGAUACCCGGAUAUGCCACCUUAGCCGCCCCCCCUGUACCCCCUAACCAAAGGGGCAGCCCCGUUUGCUUGGGGACCUGAACAGCAACAGGCCUUUGAUAAGAUCAAGAAGGCCCUCCUGUCGGCACCCGCUCUGGCCUUGCCAGACGUGACUAAGCCGUUCGUCCUUUUUGUGGAUGAACGGAGUGGAGUGGCUCGGGGUGUGUUGACCCAGCAAUGGGGACCUUGGAAGAGACCUGUCGCCUAUUUGUUAGAGUGUAAUUUGGCAGCCACCCGAGAGAUGGAUGUCGAAUGCCAGAAUGACUCACUACCAAACCUUACUCCUGAAUCGUGAUCGUGUAGAGUUUGCCCCCCCUGCCAUUCUAAACCCGGCCACUCUGCUCCCCGAUUCGGGGAAGGAAGUGCUUCAUACCUGCCAGGAAAUCCUGGCUGAGGAGACAGGCGCCCGCCAGGACUUGCAAGAUCAGCCCUUAGGAGGACCGGGACUCCUGACUUGGUAUACGGACGGGAGCAGUUACAUCAUGGAUGGUAAGAGAAUGGCUGGAGCUGCAGUAGUAGAUGAUGACCGGAUUAUAUGGGCCAGUGGACUCCCAACGGGCACCUCUGCACAGCGAGCAGAACUCAUCGCCCUGACUCAGGCCCUAAGGAUGGCAAAAGGUAAGAGACUUAACGACUACACUGACAGCAGAUACGCCUUUGCCACUGCUCAUAUACACGGGGCUAUUUAUAGACAGAGAGGGCUGUUAACUUCUGCCGGGAAAGAUGUUAAAAACAAACAAGAGAUUUUAGAUUUGCUAGAAGCCAUCCAUAGGCCUAAGGAAGUAGCAAUAAUACAUUGCCCUGGACAUCAGAAAGAUGACUCUCCAAUAGCUCGAGGAAACCGGAGGGCAGACCAAGCCGCAAAGCAAGCGGCUCAGGGAAUGAACAUUUUGCCCCUCCAAGUGUAUCCGGAAGCCACCCACAUUAAGAGCUUCCAGUAUACACCUGAAGAUCUCGUUUGUAUAAACAAAUUAGGGUUCUGAAGAAGGGAAAGUUGUC
This is a messenger RNA of Manis pentadactyla (Chinese pangolin), 2400 nucleotides long. RefSeq lists its product as uncharacterized. The transcript is spliced from 2 exons. Gene Ontology annotation, biological process: DNA replication, removal of RNA primer. The record is from RefSeq and is a predicted model, not a curated record. The coding region runs from base 1647 to 2384 and encodes 245 amino acids. Gene Ontology annotation, molecular function: nucleic acid binding; RNA-DNA hybrid ribonuclease activity. NCBI's taxonomy places the organism in Eukaryota, Metazoa, Chordata, Mammalia, Pholidota, Manidae.